AUGUCCGAACCACUCACCCUCCGGACCCGUACCGUCUACCGUGCCCUCCUCCGCGAACUUCCACGCCGGCACCUCUCCACCCCAUCCCCACUACACCAACGUCUCCGCCAGCUCUUCCGCGCAGAAACCACAGCCCCCUCAACCUCAUCACCAACACCAACACAAUCAGCACAAGCAGAACCAACAUUUACGCUCCCCUUCUCAACGCCAUCCACAACAGAAGAACGUGCUCUACGCAUCCAAGAAGCGGAGCAACUAGCCCAGUAUGCUCGCGCGCAACGCUCCUAUGCUGCGCUGCUGGAGCGGUAUAACCCUGGCAUGGACAUGGAUGAGGAGGAGAGGGUUAGAUUGACGGCUAGGAGGGUGGGCUUUGAUUUGCCGGUGGUGAAGGAGAUGCAGGAGGAGUAG
Penicillium lagena is the source of this 408-nucleotide messenger RNA. Its product is annotated as LYR motif-containing protein. Lineage: Eukaryota; Fungi; Ascomycota; Eurotiomycetes; Eurotiales; Aspergillaceae. Gene Ontology annotation, cellular component: mitochondrial matrix. Gene Ontology annotation, biological process: mitochondrial proton-transporting ATP synthase complex assembly. The coding region runs from base 1 to 408 and encodes 135 amino acids. The transcript has a single exon. The record is from RefSeq and is a predicted model, not a curated record.